This is a messenger RNA of Gasterosteus aculeatus aculeatus (three-spined stickleback), 625 nucleotides long. RefSeq names its product somatostatin 1, tandem duplicate 2 (gene sst1.2). NCBI's taxonomy places the organism in Eukaryota, Metazoa, Chordata, Actinopteri, Perciformes, Gasterosteidae. Gene Ontology annotation, molecular function: hormone activity. Gene Ontology annotation, cellular component: extracellular region. Gene Ontology annotation, biological process: regulation of cell migration. The record is from RefSeq and is a predicted model, not a curated record.
GACCUACGGGGGACGAGCCUCGGGCUUCAAAAGAGAAGCAGCUCGGAGGACGAGGAACCAGCGAUCAGAACCGGCACCACAGUCCAGCAAGAGAAAGCAGACCAGCAGACGGUAUGCAGUACACUCGUUGUCCCGCCAUUUUGGUCCUCGUGGGGUUGGUCUUGUGCGGCCCCGGCGUGUCCUCACAGCGCAACAGAGACCAGGACCAGGACCAGUACCAGAACCAGGACCUGGACCCGCGUCCCCACCUCCUGCUGCAGCGCGCUCGUGGUGCCGGGCUCCUGUCGCAGGACUGGAGUAAGCGUGCAGUGGAGGACCUGCUGGCUCAGAUGUCUCUGCCGGAGGCUGACUCACAGCUGGGGGCCGAGGUGGUUUCCGCGGCAACAGGCGGGAGGCUGCACCUGGAGCGGUCCGUUGACCCCCCCAACAACCUGCCGGCCCGUGAGCGCAAGGCCGGCUGCAAGAACUUCUAUUGGAAGGGCUUCACUUCCUGCUAGAGCCCUGCCAGUUGGCACACGAUCACCUGACCCCCGACUGAGCGCCUGGUCGUCCAAUCAGCAGCAGUCUAGCUGCGGUGUACCUAAGUAAUUAAUGUAAUUAUCAAUUAAAACGAUAAAUCAGUGAA